Molecule: messenger RNA, 2915 nt
Organism: Mercurialis annua (annual mercury)
Lineage: Eukaryota; Viridiplantae; Streptophyta; Magnoliopsida; Malpighiales; Euphorbiaceae
Exons: 2
Coding region: 223-1560 (445 amino acids)
Source: RefSeq, a predicted model, not a curated record
AACUUACAAUACAACCCUCAAACCACAAGUUUGUAAGCGAUAGAAGCUACAAAAUCUUAUUUCAUAACUUAUUCAAACUUGUCAAAUUUAUAGAGUAAAUUUCCGAUAGCUACUAGAAAACAGCAAAUUACCGAGACGGAUUUCGACUUUUUAGCAACGAAAAACUCAUUUAGCGACAGAUUUCAGCCUUUUAGGUACUCAAACUGUGUGGCAAGAGAGAAAAUGGCAAGCACCAGAUUGAUUUCUAAAACUACAGUAAAAGCACAGAGCCACACCAGCCCAUCUCAGAAAAUUCCUUUAACUCCAUGGGAUCUCCGGUUCCUUCUGACUGGUCCCAUUCAAAAAGGUCUCUUUUUCCGCAAACCCAAGAAUUCAGAUAAUCCUUCAGUACUCAUCCAAACCCUAAAAUCCUCCCUUUCUCGCACGUUAGAUAUCUUCUAUCCUUUUGCUGGCCGCUUGGCGACCGUUCAAAAUGGUGACAUGACCUCCUUCUUCAUCAACUGUAACAAUGCCGGUGGUGCUCUGUUUGUUCAUGCUGUUGCUGACGGUGUAACUCUUGAUAGCAUCAUCAACGCCGUUUACAUUCCGAGUAUAGUCGGCUCGUAUUUCGCCUUAAACGGCGUGAACAAUCACCAGGACGUUUCGAAGCCGUUGCUUGCGGUACAAGUUACUGAGCUCGAAGAUGGUCUUUUCAUUGGUUGCACUUUGAACCAUGUGGUUGCUGAUGGUACAUCAUUAUGGCAUUUUCUCAAUUCCUGGUCGGAACUCAACCGUGAAGGUUCGGUUAACGUUUCGAAGCCACCGAUUCUUGAUCGUUGGUUUCUUGAUGAUGCUCCUGUUGAAAUCCGAACACUAACCGAUAAAGAAAUGUAUCCUGAUAAGUUCAUUCUACCGCCUUGGAAAGAAAAAUUCUUCCAUUUUACCAAGGAGAUAAUCGGUGAGCUGCAAGCUAAGGCGAAUGCUGAACUUGGCAGCAACGAAAUAUCAUCUUUACAGGCCCUACUGGCUCAUCUGUGGAGAUCCAUUGUUCGCUGUCGAAAUUCUGAACCUCAUCAGGAAACUUGUUACGGAAUACUAAUAGGCGCAAGACCGAGGAUUUUACAUCCAGUGCCAAUAUCGUCAGAAUAUUUAGGAAACGCGAUUCAAGCUGCAGCUGUAAGUUCGAAAUCAAAAGAGCUAGUCGAGAAUGGAAUCGGCUAUGCAGCUUGGAAACUGAACAGGUUGAUCGCUGAGCAUACCAAAGAAAAGCUGACGAAGUUUUUAAGGGAUUGGAUGGAGAAUCCGAAGCUGUUAAGUUUGAAUAAUAUGAUGAUGAAUACAUUGAUGACGAGUAGCUCGCCAAGAUUUAAUGUGUAUGGCAAUGAUUUUGGAUGGGGAAAACCAAUUGGAGUAAGGAGUGGAGAAGGAAACAAACGUGAAGGGAAAAUUACAGUUUAUCCUGGAAUUGAAUUCGGAAGUAUUGACAUUGAGGUUUGUCUUUCGCCAGAGAUAUUGCUGGCUAUGGAAAAUGAUUCGGAAUUCAUGAGAACUGCAGCCUCACCAUCAGUGAUCAGUGCGUGACGAAACCUUGUCUCCUGGAGGAGAAAAAGCGAAAGAACUAUCAAUUCGAUGCCAUGUUCAGGGUUUUGAGAUAUAAUUUAAAGAGGCUGCAUUUCUCGAAGCAGUGCAAACAAACGAUUGGCAAAUACUAGUAACAACAUGACGCUUUUUGUUCUUCCUCCAAAAAAAUUCUCUACUGCUUUUGGUACUUAUGAUGGCAAGAUGAGUGAGCAUUUUCUACUGCACGAUCUAUAAUUGCAUCAUUUACCUCAAUUUUUUAUUAUCUUAAUUAGUUCAAGACUGAAAUUAUCAAUCUUUCAUGUCAUUUUUCAGAUUCAUUAUGCAGUGUUUGAUCAGUUCAUACACCUGGUUUUCUUAAGCCUAAUUACAUCUUCUUUGUAUAUUUUAACUUUUGCAUGAAAUCAUUUGCACUUAAGUAUGUCAUAAUAAUAAAUUCAUAGAGCACAAUAUGCAAAAUGAGAGAAAUCUGAGUAUAUUCAUUUGGUAUUGUAUAUAUAUUUGUUUAUGUACAGUUUGUUGUAAGACUAUAUGCUACAAAAUUUUGGUAGAAGCAAUCUCCUAAUGAUUUAGACUAUUGAGAACAGAGACUCUGAUUUUCACCAAUCUUCUAUACACACAAUCUAACUCUUCCUCUGCUUCUUUAAGGCUCAUCUACAAUGCCUCCAAUUCUUUCAGAAUUGUUUUACUCUGAUUGCUGUCACUGCUAGACUUGAAGAUGAGCAGCUCAGCAUCAAUUUUUUCCACCUCAUUGGCUACGAGUUCCCCUUGGCAUGAUGCGUUCUUCGGUUGCAAAAGUUUUGAGAAAAUAGAGAGCUUUGAUUUUGACUUUGGCUGAGAAAUGAAGGAUAAAAUGGAUUCAAACAUCGAAACACUAAUUUCCUCUACACCUUUUAGCAACACUACAAUCUCUGAGUUACUUUUGCUGUUCUUGUCUUGUUUCUUGAAAUUUCUGAGAUAUUUGCAGAUCAAUUUAUUCAGUGUUUUUCUUGAUGUCAUGUAUGCCUCAACUCCGUUUCUACUUCUUCGGAGAGAUAAUUCAAGUCCUUGAAGACACUCCCUCAUCUGUGAGAAAAAAUCUCUGGUGUUGCUGCACAUAUCCAACAAACUCAAGGAUCCAUUCAAUGCCUCUUCUACAGAGUUCUCAUGGGAAAGAGAUUGUUGGGUGAGUGAUAGUUGAAGAAAAUCAUCAACACAGUCAUACAACUCUUUUAGGCCAGAUAGUUUUUGGCCUAUAGAUAAGGAUGAUUGUGAUGUGUUAAGCUUGUAAAGUUGCUCCUCUAGACUUACAGUCAGAGGAUGAGAUGUAGAGGGCAAACUGAUUGAUCGAAUAUGAAAUGAAGCCAUUUGUUUUUUCU